Molecule: messenger RNA, 2213 nt
Organism: Sphaeramia orbicularis (orbiculate cardinalfish)
Lineage: Eukaryota; Metazoa; Chordata; Actinopteri; Kurtiformes; Apogonidae
Gene: spock2
Product: SPARC (osteonectin), cwcv and kazal like domains proteoglycan 2
Biological process (GO): anatomical structure development
Molecular function (GO): calcium ion binding; collagen binding; protein binding
Source: RefSeq, a predicted model, not a curated record
CUCUCUCCUCUUCUUCCUCCUCCUCCUCCUCCUCGUCCUCCCAGAAGAGUAAAUCCGACAGCCGGUGUGCGAGUGCAGUGUGUUGUUUUUUGUUGUUGUCCGAGACCAUGGUGGAAAUUACGGAUAUCGUGUGCCUUGUCGUCCCGCUGGUGAUGCUGGUGGGGUCCAGCCACCAGACCGAGGCGAAGAGCGUCAAAGAGGCGGAAAAAACGGGGAAUUUCAUGGAAGACGAGCAGUGGCUGUCCACCAUUUCACAGUACAGCCGCAAGAUCAAGCACUGGAAUCGCUUCAGAGACGAGGUAGAGGAUGAUUACGUUCGUACCUGGGAUGAAAAUCAAGGCUCUAAUGACAAUGUAGACACCACCAAGGACCCUUGUCAAAAGGUUAAGUGCAGCCGACACAAGGUGUGUAUUGCCCAGGGCUACCAGAGAGCUGUGUGCGUCAACCGCAAGAAGCUGGAGCACAGACUCAAGCAGCCGGCUCUCCGGUCUCCUGACGGCAACUGUCAGCCCUGUCCCAUCUCCUCUACUGGGCCUGUGUGCGGAUCAGACGGGCACAACUAUGCCUCAAAGUGCAAGCUGGAGCAGCAGGCGUGUCUUACAGGGAAGGACCUGACUCUGAAGUGUUCAGGUCUCUGUCCAUGUCCCACUGCAGCCCCUGUUAAUAAGGAUUCUAAACAUGAGAGCUGUACCGGGCAGGAUCUGGCUGAUCUCGGGGAGCGUCUGAGGGACUGGUUCCAGCUUCUGCAGAGCAACGCCAAGCAGAACAACAACAGCAAGCCUGGGGCAAAAACCACUGCAGCGAGCACUACAUCAGUGCUGGACAGGAGCCUGGUGGCCAGCUGUAAGGACUCCAUAGGCUGGAUGUUUUCCAAGCUGGACACCAACAGCGACCUGUAUCUGGACCAGGCCGAGCUGGCUGCCAUCAACCUGGACAAGUACGAGGUCUGCAUCCGGCCCUUCUUCAACUCCUGCGAUUCCUACAGAGAUGGAAAAGUGUCCACGGCCGAGUGGUGCCUGUGCUUCUGGAGAGAGAAACCACCCUGCCUGGCUGAGCUGGAGAGGAUCCAAGUACUAGAUGGUGGAAAAAGAAAGUUUGGUCGAUUCAUCCCUAGCUGCGAUGAGGACGGCUACUACAGGAAGCAGCAGUGCGACAGGGGGGAGUGCUGGUGCGUCAACCAGGAUGGAGGGGAGGUUGCCGGGUCCAGGAUUCGUGGCAAGCCAGAUUGCGAUGAUGAAAUGGCAUAUUCGGGUGAUUUUGGCAGCGGGGUUGGAUGGGAAGACGAGGAGGAGAAAGAAGCCGAGGAGAAUGCAGAGGAGGCUGAGGAGGAAGAGGGAGAAGCAGGAGAGGUAGACGACGGGGGUUAUAUCUGGUAAAGGGCCAACCAACACGUCGUCCAAUAUCUCUACGGGAGCGUCUUUGUGGUUCCAAACAAACACACAAACAUAUACACUGAUCCUGCAAAGAGGAUGUUCUGAGGCUCUCAAACUCAGAACAACACCGGCUUAUGAAAAGGCAACAGGGAACAGUUGCAGGGGUUGGGGAAAAGGGAAGACGCAUAAGUUAUGGGAGUGUUUAAUGUUACAGAAUGUUUUAAAAAAACGGACCGGGGUAUGGGGUAAUAUCUGCAUUCAGGAGUUUUGUCCCACAUACUUGUGAAUCUUUGUUCUAUUCUGUAUGUCUUUUGAACUAUCUUUAAGCAGUUUUUAGCUGAUGCAUAAUGGAAACUUUAAGCAGCUGCAGGUGCUCGCAAAGAAAAAAAAAAAAAAAAAAAACAGAAUUGGAGACGGGUGCGUUUCAACAAUCUAAAUUGGCCUCUUUCAUCUUUCUUUUUCAGUAGAUUUAACAACAUUUUCGAUAACCAGUCAUGGUUUAAAAGGCUUAGACAAAGUUAUAAAGUGAGGGAGCCACGUCAGAAUAUUGAAAAGCACCCUGUCGACUUUAUCAUGUUCAUGUCAUACGCUUCAGCUCAUAUGUGACAGUAGUGCUCUGUCUCAUUCAAACUUUCUCACCCAUCACUCCUUAGCUUGUAUAUAAUGUGUGUAUCAGAAGACAGAUUGUCACCUAUUAGUCCUGUUAUGCCUUGAAAGACUAGCAGAGCAUACUGCUUAGUUGACAAUUGUACAUCGUGUCAUAAUGUGGAUCGAUUAUUGUGUUUAAUAAAAAAAAAUGAAUAAAAUAAAAUGUUCUAUGUGGCUCAGCUGGCCACCGUA